AUGCCAUCUCUUGCUUUUCUUCAGCUUCCUCAUCAUCACCUUCUCUUUUCUGACCACUUAACCAGAACCCAUCUGCAGAAAACUGCAAUUUAUACACAAAAUCGGGGUGACAUGGCGACUGUCUCCAUUCCUCGAAUGUCCAAUUCAUCAAGUCCUUACCCAACAGAAAGGGAUAGCAGCAAAUACUUUCUCGCUUGUCUCAAUCCUCUUCAAGCAAUUCUGUUUGAUAUUGAUGGAACACUCUGUGAUUCAGACCCUCUACAUUACUAUGUCUUCCGUGAAAUGCUUCAAGAGGUAGGUUUCAACGGUGGAGUCCCCAUUACUGAGGAAUUCUUUAGUAAUAAUAUCAGUGGCAUGCACAAUGAAAAUCUAUGUCAUGCCCUCUUUCCUAAUUGGGAUCUCCAAAGAGCACGGAAAUUUAUGGAUGAUAAGGAAGACAUGUUUCGGAGGUUGGCGUCUGAACAGCUAAAACCAGUUAAGGGUUUGCAAAAGUUGUGCAAAUGGAUUGAUGAACACGGGUUGAAACGAGCUGCAGUGACAAAUGCGUCAAGACCAAAUGCAGAGCUCUUAAUCUCAAUUUUAGGGCUGUCAGAUUUCUUUGAAGUUCUUGUGAUUGGAGACGAAUGUGAACGGCAGAAACCAUUCCCUGACCCCUACUUGAAGGCUCUCCAAGUACUUGAAGUGUCAAAUAAGCACGCUUUUGUGUUCGAGGACUCUAUUUCUGGUGUGAAAGCCGGGGUGGCAGCUGGAAUGCCGGUAGUGGGCAUGGGUUUAAGGAACCCUGAGAAUUUAUUGACGGAAGCGGGAACCUCUUUCGUUAUCAAAGAUUUUGAUGAGCAGAAGUUGUGGACAGCAUUAGAAGAGUUGGAGAAUAAAGAAGUAGUGACAACAGUAACAACUUGAAAUCGCAUGGCCGUCUUAAAUUAAUAGUCCAGAGGGAAAAGCUUGUCCAUUGUGAAAUAAGUGGCAUUUUACAGCAGAUUUGUAUUUAUUCAAUGAUUCAAUUCACUCAUUGAGGCACUUAGACAUCAUAGCGAGACUAAUGGAUGGCAGGUCGUAUUUUCUUGGAA
This is a messenger RNA of Carya illinoinensis, 1070 nucleotides long. RefSeq names its product haloacid dehalogenase-like hydrolase domain-containing protein Sgpp. Bases 1 to 903 code for a protein of 300 amino acids. Lineage: Eukaryota; Viridiplantae; Streptophyta; Magnoliopsida; Fagales; Juglandaceae. The record is from RefSeq and is a predicted model, not a curated record. The transcript is spliced from 5 exons.